This is a messenger RNA of Camellia sinensis, 1083 nucleotides long. NCBI's taxonomy places the organism in Eukaryota, Viridiplantae, Streptophyta, Magnoliopsida, Ericales, Theaceae. The record is from RefSeq and is a predicted model, not a curated record.
AUGGUAUUACGCAUGUUGGUCAAUGUUUCACAGAAGGAGCAUUUGAGUUUCGUACUAUUUUAUGCUUAUGCAAUGCAAUGUGGGUUUAAAUUCAAAUAUUUGAAGAAUGAUUCACAACGAAUUACUGCUGUAUGCUCACAUAGAGAUGAUAGAGGAUGUUUGUGGUCUGUGUAUGGUAGAGUCCAAAGAGCAAACCAAUUUUUCUACCUUAAGAGAUGGACUAAGAUACAUAGUUAUGGUGCUGAUGUUCGUACUUUAAAAAAUCCAAGGCUCAGCUUUGAUUUGGUGUCAAAUGUUGUAUUUGAGCGUGUUAGGGACAGACCACUAACGCGUCCCACUGAUGUGGCAUAUAGUUUCAAGGCAGACUAUGGACUUGAUAUCAGCUACCAUGUAGCAUGGUUAGGUAUUGAGAAAGCGAGAGAGGCUAUGCAUGGUGAUUACUUAACAUCGUUUGACCAACUGAGAUGGUAUGGUGAUGCUGUUCAGCAUUAUAAUCCUGGAAGUCAUAUCAAUAUUGACUAUGAUUUGAAGACUAGUCAGUUUAAAAGAUUUUUUAUAGCAUUUGUUGCGUGCAUAAAUGGCUUCAAAUAUUGUCACCCUUUGCUUUUUCUUGCUGGAACAUUUCUAAAAGGGAGAUACAAAGGGCAGUUGCUUGCAGCGACAUCUAAAGACGGUAACCAAGGAUUGUUUCCAGUAGCCUUUGCAAUUGUUGAUUCGGAGAGUGAAUCGAAUUGGUCAUGGUUUCUAUAUGAAUUGUCAAAAGUAAUUGCUGAUGAUAGACGCAUGACAUUUGUAUCCGAUCGUAAUCUAGGGCUUUUGGAAGCAAUGCCAAAGGCAUUCCCAUCAGCAUAUCAUGGAUGGUGUUUACAACACCUAAAGAAUAAUUUUAGGGACAAGUUGAAAGGUAUGGAGAAUGGUUUCAAGGAACACUUAGUACGAAAGUUGGGUGAUUGUGCAUAUGAACCUACUGUGACAGGUUUUCAUGCAUUACUAGAAGAGUUGAAGAGUGAGGGGAAGCAACGAGCAUAUAAUUUCUUGUCAGGGUUAGAACCAGAACAUUGGGCAAAUGCUUACUUUAGGUAA